Messenger RNA from Bombus pyrosoma, 649 nucleotides. RefSeq lists its product as uncharacterized. The transcript is spliced from 5 exons. The record is from RefSeq and is a predicted model, not a curated record. NCBI's taxonomy places the organism in Eukaryota, Metazoa, Arthropoda, Insecta, Hymenoptera, Apidae. Gene Ontology annotation, molecular function: odorant binding. Bases 112 to 519 code for a protein of 135 amino acids.
CAGUUGAAGAAGUUCGUGUCUAGCGGUAGUUCGUGUUCUCUUUGCAUCUAUCGUAACUGUUAUUUCUCUACGAACACUUUCAGCAUCGAUAUCUUGAGAAAAAACGCAAGCAUGAAGACUGCCGUCGCUCUUUUCUGCGUACUUUACGUCGUAUGUUGCGGGGUUACUGCCAAUGAGAUGUCCGAGACGUGCUUGAAACAAAUGGGUCUUAAUAUCUUCGACCUAGGAAACUUAAUUCGCGACAACAGCCCAGAGGGAAUAAGAACACGAGGAUGCUUCGAAGGUUGUCUGAUGCAAAAGAUAGGUCUGAUGGAUGGCAACGUUAUUAAUCUACGUAAGAUCGACGAGCAGAUCGACAGAGCAUAUCCUGACAGUGAGAAGAAGGACAUCAUUCGUGAUACCGUACACCAAUGUGCCUAUAGUGCUGCAAACGACGACCAAUGCGUGGUUGCCCAAAACUUUGGCAGAUGUGGCCUAGAUCAACUGAGAUUCGCUGAACUCGCUCAUCGAUUGACAUAAUCAACAACGGCGUAAAUCAUCGAGGCUGUCUCUUAAACGCAACAAAUUCCGGCAAUGUAAUUCAUGUAGCUUGUAGGAUAAUUCGCUGAAUUAAUUGUAAAUAUUAUCAAUAAAACGAAAAGCAUUUAAA